Messenger RNA from Metschnikowia bicuspidata var. bicuspidata NRRL YB-4993, 1245 nucleotides. RefSeq names its product Mam33p (gene MAM33). Gene Ontology annotation, biological process: cytosolic ribosome assembly. The record is from RefSeq and is a predicted model, not a curated record. Lineage: Eukaryota; Fungi; Ascomycota; Pichiomycetes; Serinales; Metschnikowiaceae. The transcript has a single exon. Bases 223 to 993 code for a protein of 256 amino acids. Gene Ontology annotation, cellular component: mitochondrial matrix.
ACACUAUAAGAGAAAAAAAAUUAAUAAAAAAGGAAAGCGUGCCUGCAAAACCGCGGACCUAACCCAUUCAUUUAUGUUUUCCUUGCUGUUCCGUGGCUCGACCUGCCCCCGCACGAUCACGUGACGCGCGGGAACAGGAUCGAAAAUUCUUUAAUUGUGAGGCCCAUCUCACGCAAACAAUCUCAGAAUUCACCACAUUCAUCCCACAAAACCUGCGCCAAAAUGUCCAGAUUCAUCUCCCGUGUUGCCUUUUCCGGCGUCUGCAGAUCCAGCCUUCCACAGUUGGCUAGAAGAGCUGUUCUUCCCAUUUCCACCAGAUCCUUCAGCUCGGCGGUUGUUCGUCACCAGAAACUUGCUGACAUUGUCAAGUCCGAGUACAAAGUGGCCAUGGCCGUGGACAACGAGUUAGAGCCUGAGCAGGAAAAGUUUUUGGAAAAGAACGGCUUUUCGGUGAUCGAGUCUGAGUAUGACUCGAACGUCGAAUUGCGCAAGACCUUGCCAUCUGGUGAGGAGAUCCGCGUGUUCUUCGACAUCAACGAGGUGUCGGACGUGGAACUUAGAGCCCCUGAAUUUGAGGGUGAGGAAGGCGCCGAGGCUGAGCAGUUUGAGGAGGAGCUCGAUCAAUUUGACAACACUUUUGCUAACGUGAAGGUGCUUGUGUCCAAGCCCGAGUCCAACGAGGGAAUCUUCUUCAACUUGUUGUUGCAGAACUCCGAGGAGGAUUUGAUGGUUGACUACUUCAACUACAAGCCUGACGUGACCAAGUUCUUGACGCAGAUCAAGGAGCAGGGCACUUUCUUGGCAGCCACCGAGUACCAGGGUCCUCAGUUCUCCAACUUGGACGAGUCCUUGCAGCUUGGAAUGGAGAAGUACUUGGAGAACAAGGGCAUCAACGAGGAGUUGGCUGACUUCAUCUUUGCUUUUGCCGAGGUCAAGGAGGAGACUGCUUACAGAAAGUUGUUGAGCAACGUUUCCAAGUUCUUGAGCAACUAAGCAGCCCUUCAUCUAGAGGGCGCCGCAGCCCUGCUGCGCCUGCGGCAGCUUGAUUUGGUGACUCUGAGCUUGGUGUGCCAGAUGCUGAAACAAAAGGACACUGUGUCUUUGCUGGUGGCGUCUUCGUGAGUCUUGUCAAUAGUUUUAUAGUGUACAUAAAAAGAUAGCCUGGCACCAGGGCUUUUCUGCAUCGCUCCGUGUAGACCGGCUUGGCCAUUGCUCCGUUCAAAAUGGCUUGGGAAUCGCUUCGUU